This is a messenger RNA of Anopheles arabiensis, 2296 nucleotides long. RefSeq lists its product as uncharacterized. The record is from RefSeq and is a predicted model, not a curated record. The coding region runs from base 243 to 1004 and encodes 253 amino acids. Lineage: Eukaryota; Metazoa; Arthropoda; Insecta; Diptera; Culicidae. The transcript has a single exon.
GCUGGUUGAGCCAUUCUGCUGCGUUUCUAGCUGUAUGUGCGGUGGUGUGUGUGGAUGUGUGUGUGUGUUUGAAAGUCUGUUCGAGUUUAGAAAGUUUUGUGCCUAAGCAGCCGGUGACGUAGCCGCUUUGUUUUUGUUUUGGUGUUUGUUGUUACCGCCGUGACCUACUGUGCAAAACGAUUUGAAGGCGGAGAUUCAUUCUGCAGAGCUUCCUCGGUGGAUUUGUUCCAUUUUUCGCGGCAAUGGCAACGCAACUGCUGUGGCUGUGUGUAGCAGCAGCAGCAGCACUGCUGGUCUGCUCGAACCCGACCCACGGCACACCGAUCGACACGGUGACGGCACACAACCCGCUGCCCGUGCCGACGGCCACCGAUGGUUCGGCCGGGCUGGAGUCGCUCCUCCCGACCAGGGUGACCGAGGUGGCGAGCGGCACCACCGAAACGAGCAAGAUGUCCCGCUUUCUCGACGACUUCACCUCCGCCUUCAAGCAGGGCACGGCCAAGAUGAAGGAGAGCCUGGAGAGCGCCGCCAGCUCGGUAAAGGACGGCGUGAUGCAGGGGUACGACUACGUGCGCAGCAAGCUGACCGGCGGUGGCGCCGGGCCCGACCCGUCCACCCCGACCGCGCCGGCCGACGACGCCGCCAGCAAUGUCACCUCAACCACCUCGACCGCGUCGGCCCUCACCGCCCCGGUCGCCCCAUCAACCGUGCGGCCAGCAAUCAGUGGCGGUGCCGCCGGCCUAUCGGACGCCGCCGCCAUCGGCGUGUCGAACGAACCGGCCCGCAUCGUGCCGAACGACGACGAGGACGACGAGCGGAUCUUCUUCAACGACAAGGACUACACCGCGGUCAAGCCGCUCGACGGCAGCGAGGACGAGCGGGACGUCACCGAGUCCCCGGUCACGACGACCGUCGCCGUCGACAACCGGUUCAUCAUAGCCGGGCCGCUCGCGUGCAAAAGCGGGCAGGAGGUGGUCAACGGGAAGUGUCGAAAUGUGUUCUGAGCAAACGCGGUGCAAGGGGGGGGUGGGGGGGCGCUCCUCCAUUCAAUCCUCCUCUUCCUACGAUGGUCCCAUCACGUCGACGUCUCGAAACUGUCCGUUGGGGAGUGAUGAUUUGCAUUCACGGAUGCCCUUGUAUUGGGGAUUGGGGAGGGGGUUUGUGUGAUUCCCACCCUUCCUUCUCUAUCCCACACGAACCCUCCCACUCGGUCUCUCUUUCUCACUCACUCUCUUUCCACCUCCCCUCCCCCACCCCCUCUUACCUAGAGCGCCAUUUCGUUAGGAAGUGUGAUUUUUUAAUUUAAUUCUAUUACCGCUAAUACGCGGCCGACGCGCGUUUGCUUGCCACACGGCACACACACACACACACAUACACUGUGCACGGUGACUGAGCUAACGCAAGACGCUGAAGAAAAAGAACAAAAAAAAAGGAAAAGAAAAAAAAAAACCCAGCAUAAAUCCCCACCCUCCCGUCUAGUGACACGGUGCUUGGGUGGUUUUUUUUUUAUUCUUCUUCUUCUUUUCUGUGUGCUGGAGGUGUUGGAGACUUACCGAGUAGCAGCAGUGCCGACGGUGCACGCCAGAAGAACACAUAAAAAGGGAAAGGAAAUAAAUUUCAUUUGAUUAGCAAACGGAACAAUUGGUGUGGAUCAUCUGUGCCUUGUGCCCGUUGAAAGAUAUAAUAGAGUAAGGAUAGGGAGAGCGAAAGAGAGGGAGAGAGAGAGAUAUGUGUGAGAGAGAGAAUGAGAGAGCAUGAACGCAGAACAUAAAAAAGGUAAGCAAGUGCGAACAGUUUCCCGCGAUCAAUUAGAUCAGAGAUGUCAAACUGGGGGCCCGCGAUCGAAUGAUCAAAUUUUGAUUGUCAGACCAUACAUAGUCAUAAAACCUUGUAGGUGUUGUUUUCCUACCUUGUUUCUAUACCUCGGGUGUAUGCACCAAAUUAGAUAAGAAAUUCAACAACUGUUCGAGUUAUAAAGGAAAAAUAAAAAAAAAUGUUUAUUUUGAUGAAAAUGAGCAUUCAGAUCCAGAAAAAGUUUACAAAAUUGGUAAAAAAAAAACAGUCAAAAUUAUGUUAUACCCUUUCGGAUGAAUAAAUUUGUUAGUAACAAAUGUUUGAUGAUAGCAACAACUCGAAUUUAGGCUUUAAAUGCAUAAAAUAUCGUAAAUUUCCGCAAGUAUCGUACCCACCUGUAUGCCGGUUUAGAACCUUACUCUUUUUGAAUCAAUCAAGGUACUUGGUGAUCUUGAAAGAGCAAUUUCUAUUAGAAAAAUAAAUGGAACUAAGAUAAACUAAA